GCCGGACCGCCUGUGGAUGGUUAGAUAGCCCCCGCCGCCAGCCCCCCGUCCUCCCCGUAUCCAGCACGGACCCGACGGCGGCGGCGGCUGCAGCGAGAGGAGGAGGAGGCGGAAGAUGGCGGGACGGCUGCCGGCCUGUGUGGUGGACUGUGGCACCGGGUAUACAAAACUUGGAUAUGCUGGAAAUACAGAACCACAGUUUAUCAUCCCUUCAUGUAUUGCUAUCAAGGAGUCUGCAAAAGUAGGAGAUCAAGCACAAAGGAGGGCGAUGAAGGGUGUUGAUGAUCUAGACUUCUUUAUUGGGGAUGAAGCAAUAGAAAAGCCAACUUAUGCAACAAAGUGGCCAAUCCGUCAUGGUAUAGUUGAAGAUUGGGACUUGAUGGAAAGAUUUAUGGAACAAGUGAUCUUUAAAUACCUAAGAGCAGAACCUGAAGAUCAUUAUUUUCUUUUGACUGAACCUCCUCUAAAUACACCAGAAAACAGGGAAUAUACAGCUGAAAUUAUGUUUGAAUCUUUCAAUGUUCCAGGCCUAUACAUAGCUGUACAGGCUGUCCUUGCUUUAGCUGCGUCUUGGACAUCAAGACAGGUAGGAGAGCGGACGUUGACUGGUACAGUUAUAGACAGUGGAGAUGGUGUCACUCACGUCAUUCCUGUGGCUGAAGGGUAUGUGAUUGGCAGCUGUAUCAAGCACAUUCCAAUUGCUGGGAGAGAUAUAACAUAUUUUAUUCAGCAGUUAUUGAGAGAACGAGAAGUAGGAAUUCCUCCUGAACAAUCCCUGGAAACAGCUAAGGCAGUAAAGGAACGUUACAGUUAUGUCUGCCCAGAUUUAGUCAAAGAAUUUAACAAGUAUGAUACAGAUGGGUCAAAGUGGAUUAAACAGUAUACUGGAAUCAAUGCAAUCUCAAAAAAAGAAUUUUCCAUUGACGUUGGUUAUGAACGGUUCCUGGGUCCAGAAAUCUUCUUUCACCCAGAGUUUGCUAAUCCAGAUUUCACACAACCUAUCUCAGAAGUAGUAGAUGAAGUAAUUCAGAAUUGUCCCAUUGAUGUCAGACGUCCUCCCUACAAGAAUAUUGUCCUCUCUGGAGGUUCAACUAUGUUCAGGGAUUUUGGACGUCGACUACAACGGGAUUUGAAAAGAACUGUUGAUGCAAGGUUGAAGCUAAGUGAAGAAUUAAGUGGUGGUAGACUGAAGCCCAAGCCUAUUGAUGUGCAAGUCAUUACACACCACAUGCAGCGAUAUGCGGUAUGGUUUGGGGGAUCAAUGCUGGCUUCCACACCUGAGUUCUACCAAGUAUGCCACACCAAAAAGGAUUAUGAAGAAAUUGGACCUAGUAUUUGCCGCCACAACCCAGUGUUUGGAGUCAUGUCUUAAAAUUGACUUCAUAGUUAUAACAGUUAGGGAAGUGGGGAAGAGCUCAUCUUUCUGAUUACCUGUUUUGUCUGGAUGGCUGAUAUUAAGACAGCAAACUGACUUGACAAGAAAAAGACCAAACAUAGUUCAACAGGAAUAUUUUAAUAAAUGUAUCAACAUACGAAUGUAGAAGAAA
Messenger RNA from Trichosurus vulpecula (common brushtail), 1547 nucleotides. RefSeq names its product actin-related protein 3-like. Gene Ontology annotation, molecular function: actin filament binding. Gene Ontology annotation, biological process: Arp2/3 complex-mediated actin nucleation. The record is from RefSeq and is a predicted model, not a curated record. The transcript has a single exon. Lineage: Eukaryota; Metazoa; Chordata; Mammalia; Diprotodontia; Phalangeridae. Bases 116 to 1372 code for a protein of 418 amino acids. Gene Ontology annotation, cellular component: Arp2/3 protein complex; actin cortical patch.